Molecule: messenger RNA, 552 nt
Organism: Drosophila nasuta
Lineage: Eukaryota; Metazoa; Arthropoda; Insecta; Diptera; Drosophilidae
Exons: 2
Coding region: 53-502 (149 amino acids)
Source: RefSeq, a predicted model, not a curated record
ACUAAUAUUUAAAUUCAAAAAUGUUCAGUGCAAAUCAUUCAACGAGUCUUUAAUGGUUAUGCCGAUUUGCCAAAUUCGUGCCGUUGCCCGGGAUAAAAAUGUUUUUAACAUGUGGGCGAUUUGGCGAUAUUCCGUCAACGAAGUUUCCACCGAAGUUCAAAUUUUCAAACGUGCCAAUGGAUUCAAGCCGUGGCUAUUUAAGUAUACCAUAAACUUUUGUGAAUAUUUACAGAAAAAGAACCAUCGACUUUUUAAUCUUGUUUUUAAUCUAUUCAAAGAGUAUACAAACUUGGCAACCAAAACAUGUCCUCUCGUGGGAAAUAUAACGGUUUUAGGAUUUAAUCUGAAUUUUGAUCGACUUAAGCUUCCUCUGCCAACUGGCGUUUAUUUGCUGGCAACAUCGUGGAUCUUGGACAAAAAAUUAACAUCAAAUUUGAAUGUAACAUUUGAAUUUGUCGAGGACUUUGGUCUUGACGCUGAGAAAAGUCUUUCCGGCCACUGAAGCUUUUGUUUUUCCUUUUUUUGUUUGGUAGACUGAGGUCUUAGAGAUGC